This is a messenger RNA of Haliotis rubra (blacklip abalone), 2562 nucleotides long. RefSeq lists its product as uncharacterized. Bases 84 to 2237 code for a protein of 717 amino acids. The record is from RefSeq and is a predicted model, not a curated record. The transcript has 12 exons. Lineage: Eukaryota; Metazoa; Mollusca; Gastropoda; Lepetellida; Haliotidae.
CGUGGGUUAGUGUUUUGACAGCUUCAUGUGAUUACCGAUGAGCUCUGUGUCUUCCGUCACACAGGGCUGCGGCACUACCCGCGAUGCAUGUCCCCACCCUGCUGGUAGUCGCCUUCCUGGCCAUGUCUCGUGGUGAGGGGGGUCGAGAUGGCACGGGAUUUCAGUGUUGGACGACUAGACCAAAAACUAGUAUUUCGGUCACACAGUCAGACCCCUCAGUCUGCAAGUCGGCCAUUGCGUCAGCGACAACUGAUCGAGAAGAUGAUCUAUCCAAGGGGAGACAACUCGCUGUAACAAGAGCCAAAACACUAAAGUGGAAAGUAAGCGAAAAUGGUGAUCGUGUAUUUGCAGUCAGUGUUGAGAAAGAAAGCCGUUCAAAUUCAACGGAGUGUUACCUUGUGAAUUCGACAUCUUUGAAAAUUGGAAAGGGGAAAACAAAACCUAUUCGGUGCAAGUGUGACCACUUUUUCAAAGAUCCCAAAGGACUAAUAACCGUUGUGCCCAUGAACAGUUUAGUUAACGCUGUCGGCGGGAUCAUGUCGCACAAACUGGCGCCUCCGCCCGAGCAAAAAGCGACGACACCGACCCCUGUCGGCUGCUACAACUGGCGUCCAAACAUCAUCACUCUCAUUCUUGUUAACCAAACUAUCAAAGUCACGUGGUCCCCACCGUUCAAAGAGGGUUCUCUUGAAAUCUACCUUUUCGACAUAGGAAAUGAACAUAAGAUAGUUACCAGACACAUCUUCAGGUCUUAUGAUAUAUAUGAACAUGAUAUCACAGACUAUACGUUCCGGGAUGUCAAGUAUGGAAACUACGAAGCUCGGAUCAAACCAAUCUGCUCAAACUGUCCGGAACGAGAGACUGGGGGAUGUCACGUGGACCCGAUUUCCAGUGACCCCAUCCAAGUGUUUCCCCCACGCACAGAAGAUCCUAUCGAAUACGCAGUAACGCGACCAAGCAUUGCGACCACUAUCCGGGACAAUAUGGCCGCGUUCUACUUCAUGGUUGCGGUGACGACGAUAGCAGUGAUCAGCGCUGUUGUCAUGGGUGUCAUGUGCCUCAAGAAAGAUUCCCUGCCUUGCGCCAACAGGCUUCGUAAAAAUACGAAACAGUCCAAGCCCAGCGUACCGUUUGGUGUAGUUUACACGCAGCUGGGUACAGCGGAGACUGGUACGGACGGUGGAACACCGCGCGUAGUGAUUCUUUAUGGCGUUGACCAUGACUUUCACAUCCAGGCAGUCAGGGCGUUUGCACGGCUGUUGAGGACGCUGUUGAACGCCGAGGUGGUCGUCGAGAGAGAACAGAGCAGACACGACCUCUGUAACAUCUCAGAUUGGGUUACGACGAAUCUAGAGCCGCCAACGGUCGUCAUUGUCGUCGCCUCUGAAGGCUUGUAUCAACUGUUCGGCCACCACAAUGGCCAGCAGGGCGUGUGUGUCAGCAAGCUGCAGUCUGAUAUGUUCGCCGACUACAGCUCAAAGGCGCUGGGAUACCUCAGGGAGAGGAACUUCACCACCACCAGAUCACAAAUGGUACUUCCGGUGUCUUUUGGCUACGAGCAUGGCAAUGACAGCCUGAACAAACUCAUGGACUCAUGUAGACUCUUAUUUAAAGGAGUAUAUUUCAAAAUUACAGAAACGACGGCGACGGGACAGAGACAUUUAUACAUGGAUGAGCUCCUGCAGUGUCUGGCCAGAAACCAGACAAUUCAUGUUCCCAAUUACAUGCCUGAAGCUCAAGAAUUCCUACAUUACGUCGAUGCUAUGAAUGACCAUAUUAGGACUUUCGGAAGCACGUGCUGGAAGUACGAUCCCAGUGUUAGGUCCGACGACCAGCAGACCAUCUACAGUCGGGCGUCAAGCACAGAAAAGUACACGGUAAUCGGGGAUGCCUUCAGCAUAGGCAGUGGCGUGUCGGGCACCAGUAAUGUGACGGUUAACUUCACCUGUAAGAACUGCCUUACGUCAAGCUGGUUGACGUUGCCUCAGAGCGCCGUAGGUUCUGUCAGUGACAGAGGAAUACGGUCAAGUCGUCAGUCUACAAUAUCGGAGUCGAGUUGUGUUUCUGAGCCGUUCUCCGAGUCACGUGACGAUGUGUUUUAUUCUGAAAGCGAAAUCGGUCCCGAGACACGUGGCGCGGUAUUCGACUCAGGAAUGGAGUCAUCUCCUUUGUCAGAAGCUUCAUUCAAUGAACCUGUACAUUCAGAGCAGACAGAAAUUGGGGGAAGAGAUUGCUGAAUAGGUUGUUUCCGAUAUCGCUGGGUACCGCGGUAUGUCAAAUAUGUUGCUCUUAUUGAUGAACACGCCUGGAUCAGUAAUAAUUCUUGGUUAUUAGAAUGUUUCUCGUAGAUGUGGUAUUGUGAAAAUCGUAACACUUAUAUCCCCCGAAAAGCACCAUGGAACCAUGCCAAACGAGGAGGGGGUGUUGGGGUAGCCUAGUGGUUAAUGCGUUCGCUCGUCACGUCGUAGGCCGGGUUCGAUUCACCACUUGGGUGCGAUGUGAGAAGCCCAUUUCUGGUGCCCCUGCCGUGAUUUGGUUGGAAUACAGCUAAAAGCGGCAUCA